UUGUCUUUUGCAGCGCAAGCACCUCCUGCAAAUAGGAGGGAAGUCGCUGCGCGAGGUGGCAUCGAAUGCCAUGAAGGCUGUAAUGGCACACCCCGUCCAAGUGCUUUACAGCCUUCAUGGCAGGAAGGGGAAGAGGGCUUUCAUAAAUCUGAAGUUAUGCCGGAUAGUCACAGAUGUCAUCUGUGCAAAAGGGGGGGGGCCAACCUGACAGAAGCUCAGGGCUUCAUUAAGAGGUGGUUGCCAGGGUCUGUGGACAGGGGUGGUGGCAGGAAGAGGCGUUUUGCAGAAACGUUAGCAGCAGAGCAGCCCGAUGAUCCCUCCCUUCGGGGCAGGGAUCAUUGCCUGCCCACUGCUGCCCUCUCCCUGCCCCACCCUUGGCCUCAGGGCCCUGGCCAGUCCACCGUUGGCCCCUCCUGUCCGGCUGCCCAUGCUCCUUCCCCUGCUGCAGCCCCUCCUCCUGCCGCUCCUCCUGCCCCUGCUCCUGCCGCUCCUCCUGCCCCUGCUCCUGCUCCUGCCGCUCAUCCUGCCCUUGCUCCCCCUGCCCCUGUAUGCAUCAAUUGA
Dermacentor silvarum is the source of this 561-nucleotide messenger RNA. RefSeq lists its product as uncharacterized. The transcript has 2 exons. Bases 157 to 561 code for a protein of 134 amino acids. NCBI's taxonomy places the organism in Eukaryota, Metazoa, Arthropoda, Arachnida, Ixodida, Ixodidae. The record is from RefSeq and is a predicted model, not a curated record.